AUGGCAGCAGUGGGGCCCCCGCAGCAGCAGGUGCGGAUGGCCCAUCAGCAGGCCUGGGCAGCGCUCGAAGUGGCGCUCCGGGUGCCCUGCCUCUACAUCAUCGACGCCAUCUUCAACUCUUACUACGAUUCCAGCCAAAGCCGGUUCUGCAUCGGGCUCCAGAUCGUCCUCCGGCUCCUCGGUAUAUUUGUUUCCAGUAUUGUUCUGAUAUUGUCACAGCGAUCACUUUUCAAGUUUUACAUGUACAGCGCAGCCUUUCUUUUAGCUGCAACUUCAGUAUUGGUAAAUUAUUAUGCUGCUUUGCACAUUGACUUCUAUGGUGCCUACAACACAUCAGCUUUUGGAAUUGAACUCCUCCCUCGGAAAGGGCCCUCACAGUGGAUGGCACUCAUUGUUCUACAGCUGACGUUUGGAAUUGGAUACAUUACACUGCUCCAAAUUCAUUCCAUCUAUUCACAACUAAUUAUUUUGGAUCUGUUGGUCCCUGUAAUAGGCUUAAUCACAGAGCUACCGUUACACAUCCGGGAGACUUUAGUUUUUACUUCUUCCUUGAUUCUUAUAUUAAACACACUGUUUGUCUUGGCAGUGAAACUUAGGUGGUUUUAUUAUUCCACACGGUAUGUUUAUCUCUUAGUGAGGCACAUGUAUCGAAUUUAUGGAUUACAGUUAUUAAUGGAGGAUACAUGGAAGAGGAUUCGUUUCCCAGAUAUACUGAGAGUCUUUUGGCUAACAAGAAUUACAGCUCAGGCUACAGUGUUAAUGUACAUUUUAAGGAUGGCAAACGAAACUGAUUCCUUCUUUAUUUCUUGGGAUGACUUCUGGGACCUCAUUUGCAAUCUUAUAAUUAGUGGAUGUGAUUCUACACUAACUGUGCUGGGCAUGAGUGCUGUAAUUUCUUCAAUAGCCCAUUAUUUGGGCCUUGGAAUAUUGGCCUUUAUUGGAUCAACUGAAGAAGAUGACAGGAGACUUGGCUUUGUAGCACCUGUUUUAUUUUUUAUUUUGGCUCUUCAGACUGGUUUAAGUGGGCUAAGACCAGAAGAGAGACUUAUUCGCUUAAGUAGAAACAUGUGCCUUUUAUUAACUGCAGUCCUGCAUUUCAUCCAUGGAAUGACAGACCCCGUAUUAAUGUCUCUCAGUGCCUCUCACGUGUCAUCUUUUCGUAGACAUUUUCCUGUGCUCUUUGUCUCUGCUUGCCUGUUUAUUCUUCCUGUUUUACUCAGUUAUGUUCUUUGGCAUCACUAUGCACUAAACACAUGGCUGUUUGCCGUUACAGCCUUCUGUGUGGAACUCUGCUUAAAAGUAAUUGUUUCUCUCACUGUUUAUACGUUAUUCAUGAUUGAUGGCUACUAUAAUGUCCUCUGGGAAAAGCUUGAUGAUUAUGUCUACUAUGUUCGUUCAACAGGCAAUAUUAUUGAAUUUAUAUUUGGAGUAGUAAUGUUUGGAAAUGGGGCCUAUACUAUGAUGUUUGAGUCAGGAAGUAAAAUUCGGGCUUGUAUGAUGUGUCUACAUGCGUAUUUUAACAUCUACUUACAAGCAAAAAAUGGCUGGAAGACAUUCAUGAAUCGUAGGACUGCUGUUAAGAAAAUUAAUUCACUUCCUGAAAUAAAAGGGAGCCGCUUACAAGAAAUAGAUGAUGUCUGUGCAAUCUGCUAUCAUGAGUUUACUACAUCUGCUCGUCUCACACCAUGUAAUCAUUAUUUCCAUGCACUUUGCCUUCGGAAAUGGCUGUACAUUCAAGAUACUUGUCCAAUGUGCCAUCAAAAAGUAUACAUUGAAGAUGAUAUCAAGGAUAAUUCAAAUAUACUUAACAACAGCGGAUUUAUUGCACCUAAUGAAAAUGCAGAGGAAGCUGUAAGAGAGGCUGCUGCUGCCGAAUCUGACAGGGACUUGAAUGAAGAUGACAGUACAGAUUUUGAUGAUGAUGUUCAAACAGAAAGAAAUGGAGUGAUUCAGAAUACAGGUACAGCAGCUGAAGAAUUUAAUGAGGACACUGACUGA
Molecule: messenger RNA, 1998 nt
Organism: Pipistrellus nathusii (Nathusius's pipistrelle)
Lineage: Eukaryota; Metazoa; Chordata; Mammalia; Chiroptera; Vespertilionidae
Source: the annotation of a GenBank genome assembly